UCGUGACAGAGAUGGAACUAAAACUUGUGCUUAGCGUCUUUGUGCUGUUCAUUGAGGUUUCACUUGCAGUAUUGCAGCAUGUGACGGUCAUGGAAGGUGAGACACUCAGCUUAAGCUGUCCUGUUACCAAUGCUGACAAGACCAAUGUGGACUGGAAAAACCCUGAAGGAUUUGUUAUGUUCUUCAAUCGCAAUCAAGCCUUAAAGGACAAACGCUACAGAAUCGACACACUGUCUGAGUCAAAAUUCUCCAUCAGUGUUUCCAGCGUCAAAUUUAACGAUGGAGGCAAUUACACAUGUUCUCAUUAUGGAGACCAAAUAACAGAGAAGAUAGUGGAGGUGACAGUGUUGGGUGAUCCCAAAAUGUCAAAAACAAAGCAUGAAGGAAAGACUGUCAUAAAAUGCACUGCUGUGGGGAACCACUUUGCUCCUCAGAUUUCUUGGAAAAUCGACGAUGGGUCAGAAUUUCUUGCUCGUACCCAAUUCCAGCAGGAAGCUAAAAAAUACAUCUCCACUGGGAUGAUUGAAAUUCUCUCAGUAGAGAAAAGAGUUACUGUGAAGUGUCUUGUUCGCCACCCUGCAUUGAAAUCAAAACCUAUGAUGAACUUUGUAAAAAUUAGACAAGACUCAAAAGGAUCUCACCACACAUCCACAGUCAGUCCACAUAGUGUUAAAGGAUCAACACAAGUGCCAGGGACAACAACCACGUGGAUCAGACAUAAUAGAACAGCAGUGUACUCCACCACAAGAAAUGAGAACAAGCCCUUAUCAGAGAGCUCAACGGUUCCCUCCAGUCUGCGGGUUUCCACCAGUGACCCAGAGAUGUCUAUCACUAGAUCUCCUCAGAUCCCUGUUACAGUCCAUACAGACCCACAUCUCAGCACCAGUGGCUGGACAUAUUCCCCUGAAACCACAGAGAACAUCACCACUGAUAACAUGGACAGUAACACAACAGGGAAUUUUGGCUUAAACAUGCAUAGAAAAGACCAAGGAAAUUCAUCAUUGCUGGUCUUGCUAGUGACAUGCCUGAUCUGUGGCCUUCUAGUGGUCGUCAUUUUUUUUGCUAUCAAGCUGAGGAGAGCACACAUUGCCUGGAAAAGAGAAAAUGAAGACUCUAAUCCAUCAGAGGAGAGCAGUAAAUCUAAAUCAAGCCAUGAAGAAAAGACCUCACAAGCACAACGGAGAAGAGGCCUCUUCAAUACAGCCUUCACACAGUAUGUUGUUGAAGAACCAGCGAAGACGAUGACUUCAGUCCAAAACACAGCUGUGAUCACAGCAACGACUUCUCAACAUCAAACUACAGCACAAACUUUAGCCAAAUGUAAUGCAAAGGAGACAUCGCUCUAACUGUCUUGAAAACACAGUUUUCAUGAGAUCAGCAAUUUUCCAUUUUUUUCUGCACUUGCAUGACAGAAUACAGGGCAAUCAUUCACUUAUUAUUGUUAGGAAUAUGUGCUUACUUGUGGUAGGUAGAACCUACCUUUGAUCUUCAGCAGCAUGAGUUCUUGGUGCCACGAAUGCCACAAGAUGUUGAAAAAAAUGACUUAUCUACAUUAUAUACAUUAUGUUGACAUUAUUCGUCACAAAUUUUUCUACUGUACUUUUAUCCUUGAUUUCAUUCUGUUACAUUGCUACAGCUACUGAAGUCCACUGAACUCACUGUUAUGUUCAUGAAGGUUAGAUUUCCUGUGUGAAAUGGUCAGUAGAAGAUGUCAUAAACAUAUGCUCAUGGUCAGCCAAAGGAAAACAUUUCCCCACACCGAUACAUAACCUGGACUGUCGAGGUCCAUUCAGUCUAACAACUGACAACAAGUUAAUUUACACCCCUUCUUACAUGAUUAGUCAUGCCAUGUUUUUGUUUUAUAUGAACAUUAUAUGUAAAGCCCCUGACCUGUAUUUACAAUAGUAGAUAGCACUGCUGCUAUAUGAUUGGCGGAUGACCAGCAACAGCAAGAAUAAGCAUGUCUGCAGGUGUUCCUAAUGAAGUGUUUGAAUGUUUACACAGAAUAAAAUGUGGCAACAUAAGCUUAUAUCUGUAAUAUAAACUGUGUGAAUAUAGCAUAUAUGUUGCCUUGUAUGUAUAUAUUUUGUAUGUUUGGGUUGAACGUGUAGCAAUAAAUUAUAUUUUGCU
Oreochromis aureus is the source of this 2130-nucleotide messenger RNA. Its product is annotated as cytotoxic and regulatory T-cell molecule. NCBI's taxonomy places the organism in Eukaryota, Metazoa, Chordata, Actinopteri, Cichliformes, Cichlidae. The record is from RefSeq and is a predicted model, not a curated record. Gene Ontology annotation, biological process: detection of tumor cell; positive regulation of natural killer cell mediated cytotoxicity directed against tumor cell target; cell recognition. The coding region runs from base 12 to 1346 and encodes 444 amino acids. Gene Ontology annotation, cellular component: plasma membrane. Gene Ontology annotation, molecular function: signaling receptor binding. The transcript is spliced from 10 exons.